UUGUUUUUAACACAGCGUAGCUAACGUGAAGUUCUAUGGUGGCUUGAGUGACAAGAUUACCUAGCUAAAUGUCUGUUUGUCGUGCUCGUUUGUGAAUCAAAGUAUUGCCGUACGUUGAUUUUAGGCUAUAAAAAAUGUAACUCGUAUGAUAACUAAUGUGGCUAGGUCGCUAAUAAAUUUGUCAACUGAAUCACUUGUUUAUCGACUAGCUAACUUUUGGUUGCACUGCAAGACGCUGUGAGAGCAAUGGCAUUGCAUUAGACUUAGACAUAGACUGUACAAGAAUGUCAUUAAACACAACGUGUCAGUUAUAUGUCUAAUUUAUAACUCGAAUAUUGACGCGUGUUAAAUGUGUUGAAAUAACUACCUAGUAAGAGUAUCGUUACUUCAUUUUCACACUCAUCACCAUAUAGCUAGCGAGUUUCCAUCUAACUUUCAGGAUUCCAUCCAGUCGAUGGUUCGGACAAGUUCUGUGGAACUUGCUGAAGUUCUGGAACGUGGUUGUUGUUUCCGGAAGUUCAUGAAUAUGAAGUAUACUGCUGUUACCUUUGCUUUGUUUGCAUUGAGUUGGGGCUCUGUAGAAAGCAACCACAAGGCCUUUCAUGAAGACCAUUUCUUGGGUGAACAGCACAAUCCAGAGCAUGAUAUCAAUGUACUUCUUGGAAAUCAGGGGGAAGAUGACAUUAAGAAGCUCAGUCCAGACGAACUGAAGAGGAGGAUGGUGGAAAUUGUGAAGAAGAUUGAUACAGACACAGACACAUUUUUGACAGCAGAGGAGAUCACGCUCUGGAUACAGCGGGUUUACAGGCAGUAUGCACUGGAAGAUGCGGAGGAAAGGUUCCCCGAAUUUGACACCAAUAAAGAUGGUGUAGUGUCAUGGGACGAGUAUAACCUGGUUGUGCACGGGCACGUCAUUGACUUGGACAACAAUAUGAUUCUUGAGGACCCAGAGGAAGAAUCUGUUCGAUUUCUGCAUUUGAAGGAAAAGAAGCGCUUUGAUUUUGCUGAUGGAGAUGGUAUCCCUGGCCUGAAUCUAAGGGAAUUUUUGGCAUUUACACAUCCAUCUGAAGUGGAUGAAAUGGCUGAUUUCACCAUUGAAGAUGUUUUGAACGAAUUUGACAAGGAUAACGAUGGCUUGAUCAGCAUCAAGGAAUUUCUGGGAGACAUUAGGUCCAAUGCUGAAGACCAACCAUCACAGUGGGAGAUUGAGGAAACCAUUAGAUUCCAGCAAUUGUAUGACCAGGACAAAGACGGUCAACUGAACCGAGAUGAGCAGCUCCGCUGGGUGGCUCCAAACAGUUACAGUUCUGCAAGAGAGGAGGCAAUCCACUUGAUCAAGGAAAUGGACCAAGAUGGCGAUGGGAGGCUGUCGGAGGCUGAGAUAUUGAAAAAUAUGCAGCUUUUCAUGAGUAGUGAAGUAACUGACUAUGGACGGCAGCUCCAAACCACACAUGAUGAAUUGUAGUUGUGAAUAACUUUUUAACCAAUCAAUAUAAACGAUUUUUAUCACUACAA
Anguilla rostrata (American eel) is the source of this 1515-nucleotide messenger RNA. RefSeq names its product reticulocalbin 2 (gene rcn2). The record is from RefSeq and is a predicted model, not a curated record. Bases 455 to 1465 code for a protein of 336 amino acids. Lineage: Eukaryota; Metazoa; Chordata; Actinopteri; Anguilliformes; Anguillidae. Gene Ontology annotation, cellular component: endoplasmic reticulum. Gene Ontology annotation, molecular function: calcium ion binding. The transcript has 8 exons.